UGCUGCAGCGCGUCUUCGCCGAGGAGAAGUCCUCGGAGGUGCGCAACCUGAUGGACGAGUACCUGAAACGCUACAGGAUGCACCUGCGCGACGAGCGCCGGCUGCUGGCUGACUCGGAGCGGCUGGAGACGCUGCUGAGCUUGCAGCUCACCCGAUUGCGCAACUCCAUCCUGGUGGACGGACAGAUGAGCUCGCGCGCGGUCAAACACUGGGUCAACGGGGCCGUCUUCCACACGGAGACUCUCCUGCACAUCGGCAGACUCAGGCGGGGGACUGUGGCGGGGGUCGAGGGCUCGGAGAGCGCCAAGAGAGCGGCGAGCAGCGCCGCAGACACCUACUACAAAGACAUGAUGAAAAUACUGGAGAGAUACAAGGAGUACAAGUGGUCAACAUUUUAUUUACGAUAUCGUACAGGUAUCUGUUCAUAUGAGUACACAUGGGACUUCUGCACAGAUUGUGUGUUCACUAGUAAAACCAUUUUUAUUCAAUUAUUGAGUGAAACAGUAUGUAAAAUAUCGGAAGAUGAUCACCUGCAGUAUGUUUUAUCAAAUCACAAGAUUUUUAGAGAAAUGAAGGCCUACUUUUCUAAUGUUCAAAAUAAUGCUGAUGUUCUGAUUAACGAAAAGGGAAGAUUCCAAAUAUGAGCACCAUAGCUUCGCACAAGGUGUGUGGUCAGGUACAAUCACUGAUCGCACUAUUUUGACACCACCGAAAAUGAUUGCUGAGAAAAAUCUGGUCCAAAGUAAAAGGCGCAAUAUUUCACUGAGAGUGUAUUAUCAAAAAAUCCAGUUUAUGAUCUCUUUAGUUAGGCUGGGUGAACCCUGCCUGACCUGCCGGCGAAUUUGGAUUUCGCCCAGCAGCUCAGGCUGGAAACCUGCAAAUCUAUCUUCCCUGCCUCCCUUAUACAACCGACUAUCCAAGCGUACGGAGUCAUUUGAAUGUUGCCCAUUGAUCACGCCUCUUGUGCAGUAGAAAUAAAGCGCAGACUUCCCAUACUAAUGUUCAAUCUUAAAUAGCCAGACAACUGUUUAGUGGUAAGACCACAGCAACUUUGCGAUCCUAGGAGACUCUAUAGCAACCCCCUUACUCAUUGCUAGGCAUGACUGUGAGGCGGGCAGUGUUACCUGCCCAGGCGAGUGCAGAGGGGGCAUACGCUGUAUAUACACACCUGUUUCAGUACGCUUUGGUGGAAUCCUGAUAGAUCAUCAAAAUAGGUCUCAAGGAUAGCAAUAUGGCAAUAUGGUAGCAUAAAGGUAACAUUUAGCAGGCCAAUGACACAGCCACAAAAUAAUGCUAUCAAUGAUUUAAAUAUUAUUUACAUUAGAUAUAUUAUUACACAAUAUUCAUGUCAGACUGCUACUGUACAUGACUGGCUCUAAUUUGAGACCACAUCACACAAUAUGAUCAGGCUUCUGUGCUGUGCACAGUGCACACACCAUAAUGAGAGUGGACAUUGACACCAGUACAGGCUCAUUUAUUGACAUAUCUCAAGGGCAAUGAAACUUCAGUUGGGUCAUUUUGCCUUUUUUUCCACGUCUACAGGAACAAACUAGAGGUCAUCUGAAAAGAAGAGUUUGUUAUCAAUGUUUUUCUAAAUCACAAUCAAUACAUUAGUCCUAAUGUGUGUGUGUGUGUGUGUGUGUGUGUGUGUGUGUGUGUGUGUGUGUGUGUGUAAUCACACCAAUGCUGUUUCAGUCUACCCUAAGUCUAAGUCUAACUCAUAAUGAGUUGGGGCUGACCGGUCACGACAGCGUAUCUGAUGAGCAUGGACCACCUCAGACCACCUCCUCCAAACACACUGUGAACAACGCCUCGCCGGACCCCACAGUGACACCCCAGCAUGGGGGCUGUUUACUCAAGGCCCUGGACUGUGCGAGUGGCCUGCUCCAGUUUGUUUCAAGAGUCAUUUGUUUCAAUAAAGCGUAGAGGCUGCACAUGGUCCAAAUGCCACGCUGCCUUUGGCGAGCAGCGACAUGAUUUGGCACCGGACUCUCCAACCACAGUGAAUAAUGAGGGCUCUGUUUUUCACAAAGUCCGUGUGUUGAAUCGCAGCAGCUCCCCUGGUCCACUCGGACCAAAACUGAAAUGCAGGGGAGGGGAGGAGGGGUGUUUGUGUUAUUCUCCCACUACUCUCCUCUUUCCUCAUCUCUCCUCUCCUCUAUUAUCUUCUCUCUUCUCUUCUUUCCUCUCCUUUCCUCUUCUCUCCUCUCCUCUCUUCUCUUCUCUCCUCUCCUCUCCUCUGAUGAAAUCGCCGCUGAACCCACAUCUUCAGAAACUGAGCGAAGCAAGAGAUUUAUGAAGAGGGGAACUUUUUUUUACAGUGCUGCAGUUGGAACUGAACUCUCUUCUCGGCAACCCCUUAUCCUUCUGCUCCUCUAUAAACACAAUCAUAAUGAACUUAAUAGAGCCCCUCUUGCCAAGACCUUCCAUCACAGACGUGCACACACACGCACAAAUGCUUUGUAAAGAAACCCAAUGGCAACGAAAGUGCAGUGCGCUCAUGGUCGCCACAUGAGCUUGCAAACUCUGUGCAAGAAUUAGGAGAUCAGUUCACUCUGAAGCCUCCGUCUAUUCUAAUGGAUAAUGCUAUGUCUUCAUUUGCUUCAGGAAUUUACAUAAGGAUUUUAGAAUACACUACUAUAACACAGUAGCCACCGAAUACCAUCUUCAAUAAGCAACAAUUGUCAGUACUCAAAAGAUAACAUUACACCUUUUAGUGAAGGGUCAGAUUACAUGGGGGUUUUAAUAUUUUUCAUUUAAUGUAGGUUUAUUUUAAUGUAAUGUACUAGCUGAAAGAUACCCAGUAUCUCAGGCGACCCCACAUGGGGGCUCGACCCCAAGGUAGGGAAACAUUGCACUAAGGUGACCAGAGGCGACUGUGGGUGCACAGACAUGUGUUGAGUUGCUGUGAUUGGACUGGUAACUGGUUGGUCUGUAGGAACCUGGUGUUACAUAUACUAGUCACAACAUGUAAAUAGGACAAUGUUGGAGUUCUUUUGUCACUUUUAGGAGUGAGCAUUGUCCACCUCAAUGCUAAGCUAACCAUGCUAAGCUAGGCUAAUGGUGGGUGCGUCAGAGUUACUGCAGGCACCAAUGAGAAGGGUAUGCAUCAUCUUCUCUUAUUCUCAUUUCCCAAUAUGUUGGUGUGUGCCUUUAAAAGCAAUGGAGACGAGACACCCACCCAGGUCAUUAUGAGCUGAGUGUAUGGCUUAAAUAGAAAUGAUCAUAUUUUUUAUGCCUAUCUGUUAGUCUCUUGAAAACCAUUGUGGAAUGGAAAAUGGAAAUGUAGAUAUUUCUUAGAAAACUGUCAUUUUCUUCAACAAAGUUAUUGUACAAAAUACAGAGGAUCCGAGGCACUCAAAUAGGAUGCAUAUACAUUUUUUUAUUUUCUUAUUUGGCGAUUUAAACAUGUUUCAGCCAAGCUGGCCUUCAUCAGAGUUAUUGUACAUUCAACAGUUAUUGUAAUUAGUACAUUCAACUUUCAAUAAGGUCAAUGACAGUGGCAGUCGCGUAGUGAGGUUGCUUGUGAGGACGUUAUUCGGAAGGUUCCUCCUUGGUUAACCAGAACCUCAAGGUUAUUCUGUACAUUAGAAAAGUAGCUCUCUAUUUCUCUUAAUUGCUUGUGAUUUGAGAAAGUAUCAUCCAGGAAUGCAUCUGAUUUAAUUAAAAAACAAUAGUUUUCAUGUAUUUUAUGGCUGACAUGUAUCUCGCUUUCAUGGAAAUAACAGCUACCCACACAAAAACCAAGGCCGGUUGAACAGCUGUAACUCAAAUCUAAAUGAAACGUUGUCUUCUUGUACGCCUUGUAAGCUUCCAGUAUAUUUGUCAUGUCUCUGUUGUAUACAGCUACAGCACCUCUCACUGCUCUCUUAGCGUCCUCAAAAUUCCCAAUUCCAGUUCUCCUCCUGAGUCGGCCGACGUGCAGGAGCACCUGUGUGUGGAAGACGGCCCCGUUGACCCAGUGUUUGACCGCGCGCGAGCUCAUCUGUUUGUCCACCAGGAUGGAGUUGCGCAAAACGGAGAGCUGC
This is a messenger RNA of Sardina pilchardus (European sardine), 4028 nucleotides long. RefSeq lists its product as uncharacterized. The record is from RefSeq and is a predicted model, not a curated record. NCBI's taxonomy places the organism in Eukaryota, Metazoa, Chordata, Actinopteri, Clupeiformes, Clupeidae.